Molecule: messenger RNA, 2589 nt
Organism: Vitis vinifera (wine grape)
Lineage: Eukaryota; Viridiplantae; Streptophyta; Magnoliopsida; Vitales; Vitaceae
Product: probable arabinosyltransferase ARAD1
Exons: 2
Coding region: 867-2333 (488 amino acids)
Molecular function (GO): glycosyltransferase activity
Source: RefSeq, a predicted model, not a curated record
UAUAAAUACAAAAAAUAGAAAAAUUGGAAAAAAAGAAAAAAGAAAAAAAGAAAAAAAAGAAAAGUCAUUGGAAAAAAAACAAGCAGAAGCCACCGGAAGUCCACAACAAAGUGCGAGGAGCCCGCUUCUACAGAAAGCCUCCUAUUCCCACGCCCACUUCCUUCACAGAUUUUGCAGAGCAAGGGUGUUGAAUCAACCUCCACUUCCCUCCUCUCUCCCUUGUCUUUCCUCCGCGGUACCCCCUCAUUUUCCUGUGACAGCCAUUUCAUCACCACAUUCACCACCUAUCCUCUUUCCAUUCUCCGUCCAGCAUUGUUUUUUUCUGCACCUUUUCUGGCGUUUCCUUGGUGGGGCUUUUCAUUUUUGAUCUGAUUUUAUCUGGGUUUGUGUUGCUUUCCAUUUUGAGGUCGUUGUGCAGCUGGGUUUUGUUUGUGGGUGGAAGAAAAUGCAGAGGAAGUGAGAAAAAAGAGAAGGAAUGGUGUGGUUUUGGGUGAAGAUCUGUUGAGAGAUUCACGGGUUGUGGCUCCAUUUUGAAUCUGUUUUCUGCAUUGGGAUUGUUGUAGAGGUUGUUUGGGCUAUUGGGUGUCUCAUGUUUUCAAGUUUUGUGGAGAUUACAUGCUGAAUUUCAAUUCUUUUUGUGUUGGAAUUUAGUUGGAUUUGAUGGAUGAUGAAUGGGUUGUGUGGUUUUUGUUUUCUCUCCUUUAAUCUGGAAAUGGGUCUGUUUGGCUUAUAGUUAAUCUUGAUGUUAACUGUCAAAUGCUUGUUUUGGUGUAUGUUCUUAGAAGGAAUGAUCUUUGUUUGGAAGCUAGAUAUGAGAUUCCAGAAUAGAUAUUAUUGAUUUAAUUGAAGAUUCAAUUAGUUUUGCAAUGGCAGAGAGGAACGCCUCGCCGCUUGGAUUUGUUACCCGAAAUUCUUUGCUAUGUUUGUUUUCAGUAGCAUCCAUUUUGUUCAUACUAUCUUGGUUAUCUGUGCUGCGGUCCACGGGCCGCCCUCGCUUCAUUGACCAUAGUUUGCUGCCCAAUUCUAAGCUCUUUGCUGUGACUGAUAACGGUAAUUCUGAAUCUCAAAAUCAAAAUGACAUUGAACCCUCAAUUGAGAGUGAAGAAAAAGCACUUGAAGGGAAAAAUUCUGUGAAAUGUGGUUCAAACUAUCCGGUUCUUAAGGUUUUUAUGUAUGAUUUGCCGGCAGAGUUUCAUUUUGGGCUCUUGGAUUGGGCACCCGCUGGAGAAAGUGUUUGGCCUGAUAUUCGAACCAAAUUCCCUCUUUACCCUGGUGGGUUAAACUUGCAACACAGCAUAGAGUAUUGGCUUACCUUGGAUCUCCUCUCUUCAGAAUUUCCUGAAAAUCAGAAUGCUCGUGCUGCUAUAAGAGUGCAUAAUUCGAGUGAAGCUGAUGUUAUAUUUGUUCCAUUCUUUUCCUCAUUAAGCUAUAACCAUUUUGGCAAGUUCAAGGGACGCCAAAAGAAGAAUGAAAACAAUCUGCUACAAGAUAAGUUGGUGAAGUUUUUAACUGCUCAAGAGGAAUGGAUUCGGUCGGAAGGACGGGACCAUAUAAUUAUGGCCCACCACCCCAAUAGCAUGUUAGAUGCAAGGAUGAAGCUGUGGCCAGCAAUAUUCAUACUUUCAGAUUUUGGAAGGUAUCCCCCAAAUAUAGCAAAUGUCGGAAAGGACGUGAUUGCACCUUACAAACACGUAAUAAAAAGCUUCAUCAAUGACACAUCCGAUUUUGAUAGCCGUCCAACCUUGUUGUACUUUCAAGGAGCCAUCUACAGAAAAGAUGGUGGGUUCAUCCGACAGGAGUUAUUUUACCUUCUAAAAGAUGAAAAAGAUGUGCAUUUUGCAUUUGGAAAUACACAAGGGAAUGGCAUCAACAAGGCCAGCCAGGGAAUGCACUCCUCAAAAUUCUGCCUCAACAUAGCAGGUGACACCCCCUCAUCAAACCGCCUCUUUGACGCCAUUGCCAGCCACUGUGUCCCAGUCAUAAUCAGUGAUGAGAUUGAGCUCCCCUAUGAGGAUGUCCUUGACUACUCACAGUUCUGCAUAUUUGUUCGCACAUCAGAUGCCCUCAAGGACAAGUUCCUCAUAAAACUCAUAAGGAGCAUCAAGAAGGAUGAAUGGACCAGGAUGUGGAGGAGGUUGAAAGAAGUCGAGAACUUCUUUGAGUUUCAGUACCCAUCAAAGGAAGGCGACGCAGUGCAAAUGAUAUGGCAGGCUAUCACACGAAAGGUUCCUGCCAUCAGAAUGAAGUUACACAAGUCGAGGCGAUUUUCCAGGUCUUCUGUUGGUAGGGAAAGAGUGCUAAACUCAAUGCAAUUGCCAAAAAAUUUUUGGUGAAGAAGCCAUGAAGGGAAGUGGGACUGCAGUUUUCUAUAGCUUUUGAUGUGAGGUACAUAUACUACAUUUAGUUUCUUCUGCUAAAGAAGGUGAGAACUGCAAUGUGUCCCACUGCAGAUUUUGAAGGUCCUUAUAUGGUAAUGUUUUUGUAAACUAGGGAGAAAAUGGGGCAAAAGAGAGAGAAAGGGAGUGAUGUGUUAGGCACUUGGCUUACAUUUCUCAUUGAAGGAAAUUGACCCCAUGGUUGGUUCAUUUA